AGUUCAUCCUGUAAGCUGUCAAAAUGGCGUUAAAUUUGCUUGUUUUGGUGUCAAUUAUUUAUUGUACUAGUGCAUAUGAUUCGGUUAAUGUCUAUGAAGAAGGCCAGGAUACUUUAAGCCAAGAAUUCAGCCACUGUGAGUACCACGAUUGCGACAAUUUCUGCAAACGUCUAGGGUACCAAAGCGGUACAUGUGUGGACGGCCACUGCAAAUGUAAUCACAAACAGGCCGACGAUGCUACAAUAUUGAAGGAAUGCACCCCCGCAACAUGUAAUCAGCUGUGUCGACGCAUGGGAUUCCCCGGUGGUGAUUGUAUAAAUAAAAGAUGCGAAUGUGAAAAACUCGUCGACAAACUUGAGACCGAUUCAUCAAGUCUACGUAGUUGCAAUUUUCGGGAAUGCGAGCAACGUUGUAGACGGCUUGGUUUCCCGGGAGGUGCGUGUGUGGGUGACAGAUGCAAGUGCGACAACUUCCGCGCAUCGGAAGGCAUUGCAGAUACUGAAAAUAAUAAUGAUUUAACCUUCGACGCCGGAGAUAUGGACGUAAAUCAACUGCGUAGUUGCAAUUUACGGGCAUGCGAGCAACUUUGUAGACGGCUUGGUUUCCGGGGUGGUGCGUGUGUGGGUGACAAAUGCAAGUGCGACAACUUCCGCGCAUCGGAAAGCAUUCCAGAUACUGAAAAUAAUAAUGAUUUAACCUUCGACGCCGGAGAUAUGGACGUAAAUCAACUGCGUAGUUGCAAUUUACGGGCAUGCGAGCAACUUUGUAGACGGCUUGGUUUCCGGGGUGGUGCGUGUGUGGGUGACAAAUGCAAGUGCGACAACUUCCGCGCAUCGGAAAGCAUUCCAGAUACUGAAAAUAAUAAUGAUUUAACCUUCGACGCCGGAGAUAUGGACGUAAAUCAACUGCGUAGUUGCAAUUUACGGGCAUGCGAGCAACUUUGUAGACGGCUUGGUUUCCGGGGUGGUGCGUGUGUGGGUGACAAAUGCAAGUGCGACAACUUCCGCGCAUCGGAAAGCAUUCCAGAUACUGAAAAUAAUAAUGAUUUAACCUUCGACGCCGGAGAUAUGGACGUAAAUCAACUGCGUAGUUGCAAUUUACGGGCAUGCGAGCAACUUUGUAGACGGCUUGGUUUCCGGGGUGGUGCGUGUGUGAGUGACAAAUGCAAGUGCGACAACUUCCGCGCAUCGGAAAGCAUUCCAGAUACUGAAAAUAAUAAUGAUGUAUCCUACGACGCCGGAGAUAUGGACGUAAAUCAACUGCGUAGUUGCAAUUUACGGGCAUGCGAGCAACUUUGUAGACGGCUUGGUUUCCGGGGUGGUGCGUGUGUGGGUGACAAAUGCAAGUGCGACAACUUCCGCGCAUCGGAAAGCAUUCCAGAUACUGAAAAUAAUAAUGAUGUAUCCUACGACGCCGGAGAUAUGGACGUAAAUCAACUGCGUAGUUGCAAUUUACGGGCAUGCGAGCAACUUUGUAGACGGCUUGGUUUCCGGGGUGGUGCUUGUGUGGGUGACAAAUGCAAGUGCGACAACUUCCGCGCAUCGGAAGGCAUUGCAGAUACUGAAAAUAAUAAUGAUGUAUCCUACGACGCCGGAGAAAUGGACGUAAAUCCACUGCGUAGAUGCAAUUUAUGGGCAUGUGAGCAACAUUGUAGACGACUUGGUUUUCAUGGUACAUGUGUGGGUGACAAAUGCAAGUGCGACAAUUUCCGUACCCCUAAAGAUGAGUUCUCUGAGGCUGCAAGUACCCUACGUGAUUGCAAUUAUCAGGAAUGUGACCAAAGAUGUCGUCGUCUAGGAUUCCCAGGAGGUGCAUGUGUAGGAAGCAGAUGCAAAUGUGAUAAUUUCCGUAGUACGCAGUUUAGCAGAGGUCUAGAUUCAGCUAAAAUCAAUACUGAAUAUCGCAGUUGUAAUUACCGUGAGUGCGACAGACGUUGCCGUCGCCUGAAAUUUCCCGGCGGGGCUUGCGUAAAUAACCAAUGCAAAUGCUACAAUUUCCGACAACUGUUGAGCAAUGAAGAAUCUUUAGCAACCAAUGCAACAGAAAAUCCACUUGAGAAUGACGUUAAAUGUGACUCAACACAGUGUAAAACGAGUUGUAGUGAGCGUGGUCUACGCAAUGGCAUUUGUAUUGAGAAGGAAUGUUACUGUGACAUGGAAGAUGCAGAGACAUCUUCACAACCUUGUGAACCACAUGCUUGCAACGAUAGUUGUCAGAUAAUGAACCGCUUAGGUGGAUUCUGCUUACUUGGAAAGUGUAAUUGCUAUUAAUACCUAUAUAAAAUACUUCAUACUAACUGCGCUGGUCACCCACCAAUAAAACCAAGGCCU
Messenger RNA from Pieris napi, 2330 nucleotides. RefSeq names its product tenascin-like (gene 6tox). NCBI's taxonomy places the organism in Eukaryota, Metazoa, Arthropoda, Insecta, Lepidoptera, Pieridae. The coding region runs from base 24 to 2270 and encodes 748 amino acids. Gene Ontology annotation, biological process: defense response. The record is from RefSeq and is a predicted model, not a curated record. The transcript is spliced from 16 exons.